CCCUGGUCCGAGUCUCGAACCUUACACGUACGAAUUGCAGUUUAAAAUCUUAGCGUCGAAGAUAUAUAGACUCCCCCUAACGGCGUCGUAUCGUAGCAUUUUCUCUAAUCUCUCUAUCUACGCAUCUCUCUCUCUCUCUCUCUCUGGGAAUCAGAUUCAAUGGCGGGCGAGAACGAGCCAGCGAAGCUUCUCCUACCGUAUCUCCAACGCGCCGAUGAGUUACAAAAGCACGAGCCUCUCGUCGCUUAUUACUGUCGAUUAUACGCAAUGGAACGAGGGCUCAAAAUACCACAAAGCGAGCGCACCAAAACCACCAAUUCCCUCCUUAUUUCCCUCAUGAAACAGCUCGAAAAGGACAAGAAGUCACUAAAGUUGGGGCCUGAAGACCGAUUGCAUCUGGAGGGUUUUGCCUUAAAUGUCUUUGCGAAGGCAGACAAGCAAGAUCGUGCAGGACGAGCUGACUUGAAUACCGCAAAAACAUUUUAUGCUGCAAGCAUUUUCUUUGAGAUUAUCAACCAGUUUGGGGUACUCCAAUUUGAUCUUGAGGAGAAGCAGAAGUAUGCAGCUUGGAAAGCAGCAGAUAUAAGGAAAGCUUUAAAAGAAGGAAGGAAGCCAAACCCAGGCCCGCCUGCUGGUGAUGAUGAUCUGUCAAUUCCCUCACUUAGUGGCUCAUAUGAUAUUGGGCCAAGCGAAACUGCAGUUACCAGUCCUGGACCUGAAUCUGAUCCAUCACUUCAGUUCCAUGAUAAAGGAAACAGCCUGCAUUCUACACAAAGUCUUCCAUCGUCACGGGGCCAUGAUAUUGACAACCCGCAUUCUACAAACAUUCCUCCAGCUGCUCAGUUCCAUGAUAGGGAUGACCAACAUUCUCCAAUCAUUCCUCCAGCAGUUCAGUUCCAUGAUAAAGACAACCAGCGUUCAACCUAUGUUUCACCAUCACCUCCUUCUUACCCUACUUCCAGUUACCCAUCCCACGACUUUCAUCCACCACCCGCAACAAACAGUUCAGAAAGUCCUACUUAUCCUCAGCCAUACCACCAUCAAUCUUACCCACAAGAACCUCAACAGCAUCUGCCUUCCAAUUUCCCUCCUCAUGAAACUUCCUCUUACUCUUAUCCCCAUUUCCAAACUUAUCCAAGUUUUUCAGAAAGUAGCCUCCCUGCAGUUCCAUCUAACUAUCCUUCUUACUAUCAGGGCUCUGAUGCUUCCUACUCUCAUCACACAGCUCCUCCUGUGACAAACUACACACCAAAUGCCCCACAGCGUUCGAGCAGCACAAAUGGGACUGUUUCAGAACCUUCCCCUGCUGCUGCUCAAACAUAUCAAUAUGACAGUAACUAUCAGCCAUCACCCGAGAAAAUUGCCGAGGCACAUAAAGCUGCAAGAUUUGCGGUAGGGGCGCUGGCAUUUGACGACGUGUCAAUUGCAGUAGACUACUUGAAGAAAUCGCUUGAAUUGCUGACAAAACCAUCCGCCAGUCACUAAGUCUUUAAUGUCCGGCAGAAUGGCAUUUUAGAGUUGGUUCUGUAUUCUGUUUCGUAUUUUGCAUGGUUUGAUUUGUAAAUAUUAUUUGGAAUCAUAAAUGAAAUGCCAAGGGUUUUAUUUAUGUUAUGAGACUGUGAAUGUAAUUAUUGAUACACCACAGAUUCUUUUGCUGCUUUAUGAGUCUGAUUAUAUGGAUUCAAGAUGGUAACAAGCGGGAGUGGGUUUGCCUCCCAUCAUACAGACCA
This is a messenger RNA of Quercus lobata, 1730 nucleotides long. RefSeq names its product hydroxyproline-rich glycoprotein family protein (gene EXT-LIKE). Bases 160 to 1485 code for a protein of 441 amino acids. NCBI's taxonomy places the organism in Eukaryota, Viridiplantae, Streptophyta, Magnoliopsida, Fagales, Fagaceae. The record is from RefSeq and is a predicted model, not a curated record. Gene Ontology annotation, cellular component: multivesicular body. Gene Ontology annotation, biological process: late endosome to vacuole transport via multivesicular body sorting pathway. The transcript is spliced from 6 exons.